GGUUCGUUGUCCUGUUUGUGAUGUUUAGUAGUCACGUUUUUCUACUCUUUUCUCGCUGUUAAACCAGUAUAAAGCCAUUUCGGGGGUAGUUAUGGGUGUUCACGAUUUGUGGUCUAUUGUGGAGACAGUUUGUGAGUCGGUGCCGUUGUACAGUUUGAGCGGAAAGACGCUGGCAGUUGAUCUGAGUUUAUGGGUGUGCGAGGCUCAGCAUGUCCAAGCAAUGAUGGGGAGAGUUACCAAGCCUCACCUGAGGAAUUUAUUUUUCAGGGUGUCCUCCCUCACACUUAUGGGGGUAAAGCUUGUCUUUGUCAUGGAAGGAGAAGCCCCUAAACUUAAAGCAGAAACCAUGAGCAAGAGGACAGAAACAAGAUUUGGAGGAUUGAAAAAGGCUUCUACCUCUAAGUCAACGAAUACCAGCAGAGGGCGCUUCAAAGCUGUACUCAGAGAGUGUGCAGAGAUGUUGGAUUACCUGGGUGUGCCAUGGGUGACAGCCGCUGGGGAGGCCGAGGCCAUGUGUGCUUACCUGGACUCGCAGGGCAUGGUGGAUGGCUGCAUCACCAAUGAUGGAGAUGCGUUUCUGUAUGGAGCCCGAACUGUCUAUAGGAACUUCAACAUGAAUAGUAAAGACCCUCAGGUGGACUGUUAUCGGACCUCUCGACUGCAAACGGAGUUACAUUUGUCCAGAGAGAACCUUGUUGGUCUGGCCAUCCUCCUUGGCUGUGAUUACAUUCCUAAGGGCAUACUGGGUGUUGGUAAAGAGCAAACUCUUAAACUUAUCCAGACACUGAAGGGACAAACACUUCUGCAGAGGUUCAUGCAGUGGAAGGAGGAUAAUGCAGGUGUCUCUGAGAAAGUUGUAAAAAAAGUUCCUCACUGCCACAUAUGUCGACAUCCUGGCUCAUCAAAGGCACAUGAGCGUGUCGGCUGUGUGCUUUGUGAUAGUAAACAUUUCUGUGAACCUCAGGAUUUUGAUUACCAGUGUCCCUGUGACUGGCACCACUAUGAGCAGACCCGUCAGGCUUUGUCUUUCGAGGCAAAUAUCAGGAAGAAAACACUGGCAAGUCAACAGUUCCCUUUCACAGAGAUCAUUAGUGAGUUUCUGAUUUCCAAAGAUAAGCCUGUGUCACAUUUCAAGAGGAGACAGCCAAACAUGCAGCUGAUGCAGAAAUUUGCCUGGGACAAGAUGGAGUGGCCGAAGCACUACACCUGUGAAAAGGUUUUGGUCUUGAUGACCUAUGCAGAGUUGAUGAACAGGAAAUAUGAAAGAGAAAUGUCAUCCCAAAUCAAGCCCCUCAGAAUAUUGAAACCAAGAGUGAGGAAUGCCAUCGCUUGCUUCGAAGUCAUCUGGAGCACACCAGAACAUUACGUGUUUCCUGAGGAUCAGCCUGCAGAGGGUCAACAUGAGGUGAGGACAGUAGAGGAAGAGUCUCUCUUCCGUGUGGCCUUCCCAGAGGUGGUGGAGAGUUACCUGAGAGACAAAGCUCUAGCUGAAGAAAACAAGACCAAAAAAAAGAAAUCAAAGAGGAAAAAGGAGAAGCCAUCUGAUGUCUCUGAUGGCAUUUCGGACCUCUUGGCUCAGAUGAGCCUUCAGAGUUCCUCCUCAGCAAAUGCUACGACUCAACCACAAACACUGCUCCCUACCAUUUCAAACACAGAAAAACCAGAAGUGGUGGUUUUGGACACUCCAGUCAACCAUAAACAGCAUAGUAACUCAAAAGAAGACCACAGCAGUCUGAGUAAUUGCCCCAGCACUCCUCUGUCUCAUGCAGAAUCGGAGGCUGUUGCUUCACCGUCUGUCUCUGUUGUUAUUGAUGCUCUACACCUGAGUGAUAUCGACUGGGAUGCUUUGUCCUUCACGUCUUCUCCAACUCUUCAAGCGGCUACAGACCACACCACUGAGCCCAAGCGGAAUAACUCCACAGAUGGAGAUGUCAAGGAAACAGAGAGUGAAAAAACCAAGCAGAAUACCUCAAGUGAUGUCAAACAAGCAGACUCCAGAUCAGCUCCAGAGCUGUGUUACACAGAGUGCCCUCUGAGGGACAGGGUGCUUAUGAGGAAUACAGCCAAAGCUGUAAACCAGAGGGAGUUACACAAUGAUGUGGUGGCAAAGCAACUAAAUUACGAGUUAGCCUCCCUCGAACACAUUUCCCCUCACAGCUCCAACUUAAAACCAAAUGGACAAAUCUCCCGUAAAGAUGGAGGUGACGGUAAAUUGACAGGGAAGGAAUCUGAUGUUAACAAAAAAGAACCACUCAUUGAUAAAAGCCAGAGUGUAAAGAAUAAGGCAGAAACAGAAAAGGCAUUAAUAUCUCCAGUACCAGAUCAAUGUAAGCCAAAGGACAAAUGUUAUGGUUCCCAAAAGCCACAUCAGAAGUAUAAAUUUGUCAGGACAGCCAUUUCAUCAUCUGCUGUCCCACGACAGAAGUGCCACUCUGACCCAGGUCAAAGUGACAAAGACAGGAACGUGCCACAGACCACCAAGAAGAGUGUAUGUUUGAGCGUGUGUUCAUCCAGCGAGGACAGUGACACAGAGAACCAGCAGUUUGGACCCCAGAGAAGGGUUAAGAUAAAACCCAUAAAUAAGAUCAUGGCCAGCUUCAUCACAGACUAUGCCCUGAUACCGGUUUCUGUGCCCAAAACAAACAAACAAACAAUGACACCGGCCCACAGCCUUCAGCUAGGAGGAUCUCAGAGACACAGCACAGAUGUUGAGAUAAACACAACACCUGUAUCGACGAAAAGCAGAUGCCAGGAUGUCCCACCAGCUAUUGUGGAUUGUCAUGUGGCCUCUCCAGCUCCAGCUUCACCUAUCACUGUGAUAGAUAGUGAUGAUUCAGUGAUUGGUAUUGAGAGUCCGCUGCCACUGGCAGAGAGACUGAGACUCAAAUUCCUGAAGUGAGCAGCAUGGUUACAGGAUGAUGGACAGAAACAUUUAAGUUAUUUUAUGUUGUUAUAAAUGUGAAAAACUCAAGGUUCACUUACUAGCUUUUUACAGUAGAGCUGCAACAAUCAGCCGAUUAGUCAAUUGACAGAAAAUGAAUCAGCAGUUAUUUUAAUAAUCUAAUAAUGGUUUGAGUAAUUAUUCAACAUAUCAAACCUUUGAUGGUUUCAGCUUCUCAAAUAUGAGAAUUUGCUGCUUUUUCUUGUCUUAACAUAAUAAAUUGAUUCUAUUGGGGUUUUGGCCUGUUGAUCAGGCAAAACAGGACAUUUAAACACUUAGGGAUUUAGGAAAUUGUGAUAGCCUUUUUUUUUUUAUGUUUAAAUACCAAACAAUUAAUAAAGAAAAUAAAAGUCAGUCUAUGCUUUGCCAUAACCUGUUACUGUGAUCCUAAAUGUAACUUUUUCUGUAAAACAAGGGGGAAGUAUUAAUGUCAGUUUUGAUGAGAUGUGGUUUGAAAACACCGACUAACUAAUUUGUGUCAAAAUGUUUCAUCUGUUUCUUUACAUGUUUAUUUUUGCGUGUUUAUAAGAAAUACAUUGCACAUAAUAAUUAUGAUACAGAUGAUUAUAGUAAAGGUGUGCUAUUGUAUGUUUGAUGGAUAAUUUUGAAAACUAGACUGACUGCAUGCCCAGUGAGCAAAACAUGAAAGUGUUCGAAUAAA
Seriola aureovittata is the source of this 3602-nucleotide messenger RNA. RefSeq names its product flap endonuclease GEN homolog 1 (gene gen1). Gene Ontology annotation, molecular function: four-way junction DNA binding; 5'-flap endonuclease activity. The transcript has 13 exons. NCBI's taxonomy places the organism in Eukaryota, Metazoa, Chordata, Actinopteri, Carangiformes, Carangidae. Bases 92 to 2899 code for a protein of 935 amino acids. The record is from RefSeq and is a predicted model, not a curated record.